Molecule: messenger RNA, 1722 nt
Organism: Cicer arietinum (chickpea)
Lineage: Eukaryota; Viridiplantae; Streptophyta; Magnoliopsida; Fabales; Fabaceae
Gene: UGT84F3
Product: gallate 1-beta-glucosyltransferase 84A24
Molecular function (GO): quercetin 7-O-glucosyltransferase activity; quercetin 3-O-glucosyltransferase activity
Source: RefSeq, a predicted model, not a curated record
UCUCAAUAGAGAGAAUUGUUGAAGAAGCACAUAAGAGAACAAAAGGAAAAAGAUGGGGUCUAAAGCUCCCAUUCAUAUACUCCUUGUGUCCUAUCCAGCACAAGGACACAUAAACCCUCUACUUAGACUAGCAAAAUGUCUUGCAGCAAAGGGCUCCUCUGUCAUUUUCACCACAACAAAGAAAGCUGGCAAAGACAUGCAAACUGGUUGCAACAUCACUGACAAAACCGUCACUCCAAUUGGCGACGGUUCGCUCACAUUUAACUUUUUUGACGACGGUUUCAAAGAGGAUGAUCCCAUUAGAACAAAUCUCAGUGACUACACACCACAACUUGAACAUGUUGGAAAAAAACAUGUUUCCAAAAUAAUCAAAAAUUAUGCUGAUUUAAAAACACCAAUUUCUUGCAUCAUAAACAACAUUUUUAUUCCUUGGGUUUGUGAUGUAGCAACUGAACACAAAAUUCCUUUUGCUAUUCUUUGGAGUGAAUCAAGUGCUGUUUUCACUGCUUACUAUAACUAUUUCCAUAAACUGGCACGUUUCCCUUCAAAACCAGAACCUUAUAUUGAUGUUCAAUUGUGUUCUUUACUCCUUAAACACAAUGAAAUUCCAGAUCUUUUGCAUCCUUUUAAUAACUAUCCAUUUCUUGGGACACUAAUCUUGGAACAAAUCAAGAAUUUGUCUAAAGCUUUGUGUGUAUUAGUGGAUACAUAUGAAGAACUUGAGCAUGAUUUCAUCGAUUAUAUUUCGAAUAAAUCGGUCGUCAUAAGACCAAUUGGUCCAUUGUUCAACAAUCCAAAAAUAAAAUGUGCAAGUAAUAUUCGUGGUGAUUUUGUUAAGAGUGAUGAUUGUAAUAUUAUAGAGUGGCUAAAUUCAAAGCCACUAAGUUCUGUUGUUUAUAUCUCUUUUGGGACCAUUGUGUCUCUUCCUCAAGAACAAGUGAAUGAAAUUGCAUAUGGGUUAUUGAAUUCAAAACAAGUUUCAUUUUUGUGGGUGCUAAAAGUAAAAACACCUCCUAAUGAAAUAGUUUUGCCUGAUGGGUUUUUGGAGGAAACAAAUGGGAGAGGAAAAGUGGUGAAGUGGGGUCCACAAGUUGAAGUUUUGGCUCAUCCUUCAUUGGCAUGUUUCAUAACACAUUGUGGUUGGAAUUCAAGUAUGGAAGCAAUUGCUUUAGGAGUGCCAGUGUUGACAUUUCCAGCAUGGGGUGAUCAAGUUACAAAUGCAAAGUUUUUGGUGGAUGUUUUUGGUGUUGGAAUAAGGUUGGGUUAUAGUAGAGCUGAAAACAAAUUGGUGAGUAGAGAUGAGGUUAAGAAGUGCUUAUUGGAAGUGAUGGCAGGGGAAAAAGCAGAGGAGUUGAAGAAAAAUGCAAUCAAGUGGAAGAAGGCGGCGGAGGCUGCGGUUGCAGUAGGCGGAUCCUCUGAUUGGCAUCUUAAUGCAUUCAUAGAAGACAUUAAGAAACGUGACCCUUAAACGUUUAAUGUAUCUUGAAAUUAAAAGAGAAUUAGACGAAAUUACAGUGAACUGUCGUAAUUUUUCAUUUAAAACUUUAAGUGAUUUAUGAUAUAACUAUGAUUUUGUCAAAAUUCCAAACAUUCACUUUGAAGAAGAUAGCAUAGAAUCUUGAUUAUGUGCUUUGUCUUUAUUGUAGGAUAUAAAUGCCUGCAAAUCCAUCCAUCCAUCAAUGGUGGGUACUGGAUAGUAAGGAAUGCAAACACCAAAAAAUA